Messenger RNA from Chenopodium quinoa (quinoa), 1188 nucleotides. Its product is annotated as F-box/kelch-repeat protein At3g23880-like. The transcript is spliced from 3 exons. Lineage: Eukaryota; Viridiplantae; Streptophyta; Magnoliopsida; Caryophyllales; Amaranthaceae. The record is from RefSeq and is a predicted model, not a curated record. Bases 1 to 1188 code for a protein of 395 amino acids. Gene Ontology annotation, molecular function: protein binding.
AUGAAUCACGAGCUUCUCCAAACCCUAAUCAUUCCAGAUGACUUGAUCUUCGACCACAUUCUGCCCAGACUCCCGGUAAAAUCCCUAAUUCGAUUCAAAUCUGUUUGUAAGAAUUGGUAUAAUCUUAUUUCUACUUGUGAAUUCGCUAAACACCACCUUCAAUUUUCUUCAAUUUCUCCUCAUUUUUUGAUAUCUAAGUUUAUUGCCAACAAUACUGGUAAUUGGCGUGAUUUUUAUUUGUUAUCCUACGAUGAACACAAUAAAAAUCUUGAAGAUUUAGUUCAAUUGGAUGCUCAAUUGAGCUAUACUAUGCGAAAACCAACAGAAAUAGGUUGUUCUAAUGGUUUGAUAUGUCUGUAUUUUUCUGAGAAUAGGUAUAAUGUCAAUAGUUUUGCUUUGUGGAACCCUUGUAUUCGUAAAUAUCGUAAAAUUAGCACUCCUUCUGGUAAAUGGUUGUGUAAAUGUGGUUUUGGUUAUGCAUUAGCUCUUGACGAUUACAGGAUAUUCGCGGCAUUUUGCCCUUAUGAGGAGGAUGAUAGUCUUGAUAAAUCGCGUACCCAGUUUUGGGUUUUCUCGUUGAGAGUAGGAAAGUGGAAACAGAUAGAGUUUUCGAGUGGUGAGGAUGAUUUGAUUAAGUCUGAGGGUAUUGUGAAGGGAGUGUUUGCUGGUGAUUCUCUGUAUUGGUAUGUUUUCAAAUCGGGGGGUUCGUUUCAGCAACGUGUUGUUUGUUUUAAUUUAGUAGACGAAAAGUGUAGAGAAAUCUUAGUGACGGUUUCACCUAGUGAGUAUAUUGAUUUUGAUUGCUAUGAGAUGAAAUGGUGUUUAUCGUUGCUUUGUCGUGCACAUGAUCAGUCCUAUGGUGUUUGGAUUCUGAAGCAACAAGAUGGUAAUGAUUCUUGGGAGAAAUUAUUCUCAAUGCCUUUCACAGUUGGUAAAGACCUUCUUGCUUUUUCUCCGGCUGGUUUGUGUUUGGUUAAACAUUUGCAGCAGCUCAAGUUGGUUGAUCCGACUUUAGAAGAGCUCGAAGAUUCCCAAGGACAAAAGCGGCAGCUCAAGCUGAUUGAGCAUGCCACUGUAAUGUAUUUUGAUGAUGGUGUAUACUUGAAACGGCACCUCAAGUUGGUUGAUCGAGUUAUAGAAGACUUGAACAUGCCCAUCUCACCCUUUGUGCUUGGUUGGAUUGCCUGA